Messenger RNA from Salvia splendens (bonfire salvia), 1388 nucleotides. RefSeq lists its product as uncharacterized. The record is from RefSeq and is a predicted model, not a curated record. Lineage: Eukaryota; Viridiplantae; Streptophyta; Magnoliopsida; Lamiales; Lamiaceae. The transcript is spliced from 2 exons. Gene Ontology annotation, biological process: carbohydrate metabolic process. Bases 500 to 1015 code for a protein of 171 amino acids. Gene Ontology annotation, molecular function: phosphoglucomutase activity. Gene Ontology annotation, cellular component: cytosol.
AGAAAAAGAAAGUAGUUGAGGAAAAGAGGGAGACGUGAUUUUACUUGGAGGAGGAAAUCAACGUAUAAAAGGCAGACGCAACUUUUGACUUGGGGAGGAGACUAUUGGAGCAGCCAUAUUUUCGGAGCAGUGAGACUUGAGCGACGGGAAAAGAGAUAGCAGACGGAGGGAGCAAAAAUUGAGCAAUUCAUCAUCAUCCUCUCCAAAUUUACUCCAAGACUUUUAGGAAGUUAUUUUCAUCUCUAAAAUUAUCUUUCUGCUAUUAUGCACUUCAUGGUGUUGCUGGAGCUUAUGCUAGACGAAUAAUUGUGGAAUAGUUGGAUGCAAAGGAACGCUCCUUGCUUAAUUGUGCUCCCGAAGAAGAUUUUGGCAGAGGACAUCCUGAUCAUAAUCUGACAUAUGCAAGGGAACUAGUGGCUCGUGUGAGGUUGAGCAAGUCAGACAACAAUCCGGACCAGCCGAGUUUGGUGCGGCAACAGAUGGAGAUGUUGACCACAAUAUGGAUUUCGGAAAAGGGUUCUUUGUCACCCCAUCUGAUUUUGUUGCUAUUAUAGCUGCAUAUGUUGUUCAAGCUAUAUCCUAUUUUCCCGGUGGACUUAAAGGAGUUGCACGGAGCAUGUGCACAUUAGCUGCUCUUGAUGUCGUAGCUAAAAACACGAAUCUGAUAUUCUUUGAGAUGCUAACUGGACGGAAAUUCUUUGGCAUGACUACACACUUGGAGCCGGAACUUGCUCUUGCUCUUAGAAUAUCAAUGGAUGAGGAGAACGUUUUAGACGCUGCAAAUAAGCAAAACCGUCAAGAGUCUAUUUUUAAUUUAUUGGAUCUGCUCUUAAGUGAUGAUAUGAUGUCUGGGGAUGAUAACUCUGAUGAAUCUAAUGAGUGCAACAAAGGCACACCAAAGAAGGCAAAUGGAAAUGGUAAUGAGGAGUUCAGGAAGGUUUUGGAAGAAUUGGGUGUUUUGUUGAGUAGUGUUGAAGUGGGUGAAUUUGUACCUUGGCUUUGCUGGAUCAAUUAGGAUGAGUGGGAGAGUUAGGGGAGAUACUCGAUAUAUUGAUGAGUUUUUGGAGUUUGUGGUAAGAGAUCAUAUUGGUGAGAGACGGGAAGGAGAGAAGUAUUUUGUUGAUGUUUUGCUUGAUGUGCCGAGGAAUGAGAGAGUUCGUGGGCAUAUGCAUACAUUUGAUCCAGGUUGGGAUACCUCGACAAAGCUUUUGUUCGCCACACUCUUCUUUUUGUCGUGGUUUCCACCUUGAGGACAAGAUGAAUUUCAACCGUGGGAGAGUUGAUACAAGUAUAUAUCCACAUAAUAUCCCAUAUCUCUAUUAUAUAAUAUAUAAUUGAUUUAGCAUAUCUUUUUUAUUUCUUGGUCAUUAAGUUAGGUUAUUCCUAUU